UUCUUGACAUCUGUUGUUCUGGAGUGUUUUUAUUCUCACUAAAAUCGCGUUUUCUGGCCUUCUAUGUCGUUCUAGAGCUGCGAGCGAAAGGUCAUCCAUCAGAUUAUAUUUUCUUUACAUGUAGUUAAAGCCUUAAGAGAAAUGGGGAACCUUAUUAGUAAUCUAAUGGGUUCCCAUGUCAUGGGCUCAGGAGGGAGUAAGCGGAAGGUUGAGGACCUGGAAAGCGAGGAUGAAGAUGCGGCAGAUUUUGAUUCUCUUCUCCACACGCCCAAAAGACGAAGAUUAAACUCAACAUCACAGUACAUCUACAAGACGCUGUUUGAAGAGGGCUGUGCAUCGGAUGUGACUGUCGUGGCCCUGGGGAGGGAGUGGCAUCUACACAAAGUUUAUUUAUGUCAGAGUCCGUAUUUUGGGAGCAUGUUCUCGGGCAACUGGACAGAGACAAACCAGUCCAAAAUCAACAUUGAGAUCCUGGACGAUAAUAUAAAUAUUGAUGCCCUACACCUUGCCUUGGGCCAGUUCUACAAGGACGACAUCGUGGUGGAGCCGGCACAGGUGAUUCCUCUGCUGGCGACGGCGCUGCUCCUCCAGAUGGACCCCCUGAUUGACCAGUGCACCUCAAUCAUGAUGGAGACGAUUAAUCUGCAGACCGUCCUCCAGUACCACGAAGCAGCGCGAAGGUAUGGGGUUUUAGAGGUGGACAAGGCAUGCAAGCAGUGGCUUCUGCACAACCUAUUAACACAGGUGACUGAGCACCCUGCCACGCUGAGACACAUCCCCUCAGACCUCAUGACGGAACUUCUCACUUCCCCCCACCUGUACGUGAUGCAGACAGAAUUCAGCGUGUACGUCAUGCUCAAGGCAUGGGUGUUUUUGCGAUUGAACCCAAGUUGGGAUGGAUCCCAUGAGACGGCUUUUCUUGAAGCCCACAAGCACUUCAGGAAUAGGGCAGAACGCGGCUGGUUCCUGGAAGAGGAAGGGCGUGAGUUCUCCCCCGUGUUUUCUGCCCUACGCCUCGUCUACCUGAUCUACCACCAUCUGGACGUGGAGAUGCUCUACUCAGACCGCAUCCUCCCCCCCUCGUGGCUGACCCCUGCCAGCAUGCACCAGUGGUACAAUAUGUUGCGCAUUGACCAGGGCAAGGACAGAGGGCCAAGUGAGAUAUCAGAGGAAGAGUUUGACCGAUCUUGCACGCGUUGCGGCCGGGUGCUUGGGAAUUCAGUACAGCACAUCUGGCGAUGGACAGGCUACAACUUUGGCCUAGACCUUGUCAUGACCCAUGACGGGGCCUCACUGCGCCUUAAGAGGAAUCACCGCACUGAGAACAUUGCUAGUAUUGCCCAGCCUGCAAGGAGGAAUAUCAUGUAUAGAGUGACAGUAGCAUCUCUUGAUGACCAGAAACAAGUAGUUUACACAAAAUCUACUGGAGUGCAGUCAGUCUCUCUUGCCAAAAAUGAAGAGAUCCGUGUAAUGGUGCUAGAUCCAGACGUCAAGUACCCGCUCCUCCUCAGUGCCAACUUUCUCAUCACAACCAACCACUCCCUCAUCACCAGCCACCCUGGAAGCUCAUUAGGGACCUCUACCUCCCCCUCUGCCAUCGCCUCUGCCUCUAAUCUGUCCGCCCGAGCGCCCGGCCAGCCCUCGAGAGAAUGACUGCCGCUCUUUGCCAGCCGGGACUUCUGUAGCACUGGCUGAUCUCCCUGGGUGAAUGAUGUCCAUGGAUGAUUGAUUUCAGUCGAUGGUUUCCAUUGCUGACUUCGUUACUUGAAUUUAGGUGGCUAAUUGUUAUUCCAAUGUUAAUUUUAGCAGAUGUUAAUAUUCCAUGGAUGAUUUAAACAGCUGAUUGGUGUUGAAUAGUUAAUUUCAGUGACUGAGUUCAGUUGCUGAUUCCUGUAGCUGUUUUCCCAACACUCCACUUCAUCUCACAUUUCAUAUUUCUCAUUUCAUUAUGUCGUAACCCUGUUGUAAGAGGUUCUUCAUGCCAUUCAGAUCUCGGAAAAAAAACAUUUUUGUUUUUUAUAUGUGUGCUUGCCUCGCCACUCUCUCUCUCUUUUUUUUUCCUUCCUCUUUUUCUUCUUCUUCUUCUUCUUCUUUAUGUUAUGAUAUUUGUAUUCAGGACUCAUAUACAUUCCAAAAGAUCUUGGAAUCAUGAUUUUUUAUGUCACUACAACGUUGUCUUUAUCUUUGUCCUUUGUUAUCAAAUGAGAGGCAGGUGCAUUAUCUCAGAGUAAUAGGACAAUACAAAGCUUUAAAACAAAUCUUUUGUAAAUAUUCUCUUGUUGAUAUCAUAGUUUGUAAGCAGUAUGGUGCAGCCUUGCUGAUCUCUGUAUGAGAGAAUCAGCCUUUUUUCAACAUUUGCGAAGAAUGUCAAAUUUAAAUCAACUUUAUUUAUUAUAUUAUUUUUUUAUGAAGAGAAAAUUACAUGUAUUAGCUUACUCCAUCGUGUAAUAUUUGAUUUGUACAGGUAUCUUUUAAGAUAGAAGAUAUUUUGACAACAAUGUACUCUUUUUUCAGUGAAAUAGAGAAAAGAGCAUGAAGGAAAAAAAUAUAUAUUGGAUAUAUCUUCUUUUUUUUUAGAUGGGGUUCCAGAGACAAAACUCACGAUAUCUGUGCAUAAAGCUGGGGUUGUGAAUGUUUUUGUGCUUGAGCAUUAGGGUGCAAACACAAGCUUUUUCCAGGUGUGCCUGAAGAGAAUGUGAGUAGAGGAGAGAACUCAAAAAGAUUUAUUAGAGGCAGAAAGGGAAUGCUGACCUCACUCAUGAAUGGCAAAAUUCUUUCCUUUUUAGAUGACAUAUUUUCUAUCUUUCUUCCUUAUAUGGAAUUGCUCAUUAGGCUUGCUGCUACAUGUAAUGACUUACUAGUUACCCCCUAAAUCACAGCUGCUGCAAUAGUUUGUUUAAGAAAAGGAAACUUGUUUUUGAAAAAGAUAUAAAGAGUUUUUUUUUUACAAAUUUCCAUACUUGGUGAUAAGCAACAGAAUUUAAAUGAAUUUAUUGAUUUGCAGUAUAAAGCCAACUAUAUAAGUUACAGUUCUUCUUAACUACACUUACUUCCCCUAAUUUCUCUCCAUUCCUCCUCCCUUCCUUUUCCUCUCCUCUUUGCUUUCUGCCAGGGUAUUAUUUAUUGUGUUGGUGAUAUUUCCAUUGCAUUUAUGGGAUAGAUGGAAUGAAUGGUGCCUGUUUGGUUGCAAGGAAGGCAAAUUUUCUAUGCUGUAAGUAGCAAGUUCUUGAUUUCAGUCUCAAAAACAGAUUGCAAAGGCAGGCCACAGGUCUUCUAUAAAGAUGCAAAUGCAUAUCUAAGCUUCUCUAAAAAGUAGACUUAAUUUCCCUAACAAGGCUUCAUUAUAAAUUAACUACACAUAGAUACCAGGUUUGAGAGUUUCUCAGUGCUAAUUAACAAGAACCUUAACGCAAAAAUAACCGUUACUUAUUACAGGCAAGGGUGUCCAAACAGUUCAUUCAGAUCAUUCAAUCAUUAGGUUAUUCUGUUGUUGACCAUUUAGUCAUGUAGCUGUUUUGGCCACUCAGUCAACUGGUUGUUCAGCUGUUUGUUCAUUCCCUUAGGCAACUUAGAAAAGGGGGAAAAAAAAAGUUAAACGGCAUUCAGCUGAUUUCUCUUUCUUGGAUUUGAGAUGGAACCCUCCUAUAGACAGGCUUUCUGGAGAGCUGUGAUCCUUAUGUUACUUUAGCAGAAGUAUUACUUGAGUUUGAGACCAAAAGUGUAUUUUUGUUAAUUUCAUGGCCUUCGAGGUAUUUAAUCUUUACCAUGAACAGAGAUAGAAUUGUCUCUCUGCAAGGAAAUCAUUCUCAGGACUAGAAAAAUGUUCAAAUGAUAGCAGGAAAAGGGCAAAAGGAUCCAGCAUUUGCCUGAGAGUCUAGUUGCACAUAGUUUUAAUUUUUUUUUAAUAAUAUUAAUAUUCCAGACUUUCUCCCUCAACUAUAUCAUAAACAGGAAAUCUUUAGUUUGUUAUUUUUCUAGUAUCCGUUUUAGGUGCAUGUCACAAACAAGAAAAAGUUUAAAAAAGAAAAUGUUUAAAGUCAUGUAGGCAUGAACAGGAAGAAUCUUUUUCCGUCGUUCAAACCACUCACUGCCAUUAAUAUAUUAAUAGAUUUAUUACAUUUGAUAAGAUGUUUGUAUGCAAUGAGUGAGUGCUUAGAGCCUGUGGGUUUGCAUGUUCGUUUGCUUGUUUGUUUUGUGCAUGUUUUGAACAAAUCUUGUAUAAUUUCAGAAAAUUGUGAUAUAUUUAGGCCUCAUUUUCUCUCUCUCUCUCUCAUUCUCUCUCUCUCUCUCU
Molecule: messenger RNA, 4291 nt
Organism: Penaeus indicus
Lineage: Eukaryota; Metazoa; Arthropoda; Malacostraca; Decapoda; Penaeidae
Product: protein germ cell-less-like
Exons: 12
Coding region: 142-1653 (503 amino acids)
Biological process (GO): germ cell development
Molecular function (GO): protein binding
Source: RefSeq, a predicted model, not a curated record